UGCGAGUUUUGUAAUGUGGGGAAGCUAGUUUGAUGGGUUUCAGGUAGGCGUGUGUUUUUUCUGCGGUCAGGGCAAAAUAAAAGGAGAACCAGUUCUUGGGGAUCUGGUAGUGCUCGUUGAAGGCUUGUUGAAUGAUGGCUAGCCGAGUUGAGGAGGAUCUCCAAUGUCCGGCCUGUUUGGACAUCUUUAAGGAACCCAUCGAGCUGCCGUGUAGUCACAGCAUCUGUCGUACAUGUGUGGAGAAGUGGUGGGAGGAGAAAGGCAGUCGGCCGUGCCCAGUCUGUAGGACGGAGUGCAGCUCGAUGGAGCUCCCUUUGAACUUGGCUCUGAGGAACGUGUCCGAGAACUUUUCAACAAAGUCAGAUGACAUCUGCAGCUUGCACAAGGAGAAACUCAAACUCUUCUGUUUGGACGACCAGGAGCCUGUGUGCCUCAUCUGCAGAGAUUCGGAAAUCCACACCAACCACAAGUUCCGCCCCAUUAAUGAAGUUGUAACAGAUACGAAAAAGAAAUUCCAAGAAGUCCUGCAGGAUGCAAAGAAAAGACUGAAAGAUUCUAAUGAGAUAAGGGACUACUGCAAUGAACAAUCCGUGUACAUCAAGGUCCAGAGGGAGCAGGUGGAAAGCAAGAUUAAGAAGGAUUUCGAGGAGUUUCGGCACUUCCUGCAGGUUGAGGAGGAGGCCAGGUUGUCUGCUGUGAAGGAAGAAGAGAAGAACAAGACUCAGAUGAUGAAGAAGAAAAUUGAGGACAUGGCCGCUCUCUCAGACAUGAUCAGAACCGCAGAGAAGAUGUUAGAGCUGAUGUCUGACGACCUUUCCUCCAUAAAUAACUUCCAGACUUUGAUGACCAGAAUACAGAAGCUGUCCGACAAGCCCGAGCAGCUCCCAAGGGGAUUUCUCCUGGAUGAAGUCAAACACGUGGGCAACCUCAAGUACUACGUGUGGGAAAACAUGAUGGCAAUUGUCCCCUACAGUCCCAUCAUUCUGGAUCCCAACACAGCCCAUCGAGACCUCAGUCCGUCUGAAGACCUGACCAGUGUGAGAUUUGGAAUAGACCAGCGGCGCCUAAAGAAUCCUGGACAGUUCAAGUGGAAGGGUGUGCUCGGUUCUGCUUUGGCUACGGGAAAACACGUGUGGGAUGUUGAGGUGGGAAACCACACAAACUGGACAGUGGGGUUACUGUUGGGGGAUCCUUGCGUUCGGGACCCGGGUACCAUGAGACCAAACUACGCAAAAUACGAGUUGCAGCGCACACCAGUAACGGAUCGGUUAUAUUCUACAACGGUGAUACCAACUCCCGUUUGA
Molecule: messenger RNA, 1304 nt
Organism: Syngnathus acus (greater pipefish)
Lineage: Eukaryota; Metazoa; Chordata; Actinopteri; Syngnathiformes; Syngnathidae
Product: tripartite motif-containing protein 35-like
Exons: 3
Coding region: 132-1304 (390 amino acids)
Molecular function (GO): zinc ion binding
Source: RefSeq, a predicted model, not a curated record